CCCUAGCUGUGGGGAAAGUGAAAUGCAGUAAGAAGGCAGUCGGUUGCUGUGUUGUGUCGGCUUCACAUUUGCCUGUAUCACGGAUUUGAUAGUCUGGCGCUUGGUCUCGCCAUCGACAGACUUCUUCUGGAAUCUGUAAAGAUGAACGGCAAUGCCAACAAGAGGGCGCCGACCACAGCAACACAGAGACUGAAGCAGGAUUACCUCAGAAUAAAGAAAGACCCUGUGCCUUAUAUCUGUGCGGAACCUCUGCCCUCCAACAUUCUGGAAUGGCAUUAUGUAGUUCGAGGUCCUGAGAAAACACCAUAUGAAGGUGGCUAUUACCAUGGCAAAUUAAUAUUCCCACGGGAAUUCCCCUUCAAGCCUCCCAGCAUCUACAUGAUCACACCGAAUGGGAGGUUCAAGUGCAACACACGGUUAUGCCUCUCCAUUACUGACUUUCACCCGGAUACCUGGAACCCUGCGUGGUCCGUGUCCACCAUUUUGACUGGACUGCUGAGCUUCAUGGUGGAGAAAGGGCCCACUCUAGGCAGCAUCGAGACGUCAGACUACACGAAACGACAGCUCUCUGCCCAAAGUCUGGCAUUCAACUUGAAGGACAAAGUGUUUUGUGAAUUGUUUCCAACAGUGGUUGAGGAGAUCAAGCAGAAACAGAAGGCUCUGGAGGAGCUGAACUCGCGACCCCAGGCUCUGCCUCUACCCGACGUAGUACCCAACGGCGACGGGCAUCACGCCCACUACGGGGCUCCCGUUCUGAACGGCCACGCUCCGCUGGCACCCGGGGCGGCCGCGGCCCCGGCCCCCGGUCUCCAGGCCAACCGUAACCAUGGACUACUGGGCGGAGCGCUGGCCAACCUGUUUGUGAUUGUGGGCUUCGCUGCGUUCGCGUACACGGUGAAGUACGUGCUGCGGAGCAUAGCCCAGGAAUGAGUGGCGAGGGGGAGAGGCAGCCACGCGGACGCCGCUGGAAAAGACAUGAGACUGGACAGUGGGCUCCCAUUCCCCCGAACCACAUGCACAAAGACGGCACACCUGCUGCCCCGCCCAAACCAUGGAGGGGAUGGGAGGGGAGAGGGUGAGGGUGAAGGUGAGGGGGUAGGGUAGGGUAGGUUAGGUUGGCAGGGACGAGGUGUGGCCCCUUCUGUGAUUGGCCGGGCUCUGCGGAGAAGCAGGCGCACUCAGGCAAUGGCUCAUGGGUAGGAGUUGAAGGCCUGGUGACAGGGCUCCCACUGAGAAAACACACACACACACACACACACACACACACACACACACCUGCAUAUUUCCCCAUCCUCACUCUUCUGUUUGGUUCUGCUCCAGAUGGAUCAUGUUCACAUUGUCAGGCCUUCUCUGUUUUGAGUUCUGUAAAACAGACAACUUCUGUUGACCUGGUGAAAUUAAACACCUGUCCUCGAAUAAUCAAAAUCAGAAAGCCUUACUUAAGGAGCUAAAAGGAUCUAUGAGCAGUCUUUGCAAAAGUCUUAAGAUUCACUGGGUAUUUAAUCUUUUAUAUAUCUUAUUAAACAUACUGUACAGCUUUCUAAAAUAUGCAUCAAAAGCAGAAUUCUGCUUAAUGAAAAGUAUACUUUACCCACGCAUCUGUUGGUCCAAAUGACUCUCGACAUUGAGUUAAUGGCACAGUGCUCUUGGAAAACUCGCUGAAUGAACACAUUCACAUCUGACAACUGGUCAGAACAACUUGUCCACACAGGAAGUUCCAUUCAUUUCCUUUAUAAUAGAAUAGAGGAGAAUGGCUUUUUGGCCAGAGAUUUCAAUAUUGACCAUUGGGAUUACAAAUUGGUGAAUAAAGUACCUCAACAUAUAGAAAAAUAGUACAACAAAACACAACAACCAAGAACUGAACACACAAUCUUAGCAUGAAGCUUGUAAACCACCAAGCGGAACAUAUGUGUUUUGUAAUAUUCCUUCAUUUGAAAUCAAAGGAACAUUUGUAUACUUUUGUAAAUUGCAGUUGCAACUCUGUUUACAAAUUAAGCGUAGAAGUGAGUGUGCUUUUAAAGCCAAUUACGUUACGGUUUCAAACAGUCAUGUUCGAUCAGCCUGAAUGUCAAACCACACCAGACUGACUACUCUUACCGUACCCUCUGUUUCUGUGCACAUACUACUCACGCUAGCUUGUUUCUGUCAUAAUCCAGUUUCAUGAAUUACAUUGCAAUAUCAAAUGGCUCAAAGAGAUGUGAGAAAUGUACCUAUUUCAGUGACCUACUACUGCUAUGUGUUGCAUUGGCAAUGAGUAAGGUUUUGGAUUCACCCAGCAAUCGUUCUGUUCUGUUUUAUCUUGUUCCCAUCACUGACUUGUGUUGGUAAACAUUAACAGAUGUUUAUUGUGCUCACAAUCAACACCCCCUCCAUUGCAACACACAGACGUGCAGCACAUGCUACAUAAGAACAUAACACAUAUUUUUAAUUUGACAAAAGAGUUGUUGGUGGUGGGGGGUGGGGGUAUCCUCUCUUCCCCCUGUCCUGAGAUCGGUGGCCAGAGGAGAUUUCCGAGUGGCCCUGGCUAUCAGCCUGCCUUCUACCUAUGAGCCUGUCAGCCCGGUGUGUCCUUGGCAGGGGAUUAGUGACCAAUAUAAUUAAAUCUCCAAUUGGCUUAACUGACUGUGCUCCAUAGAAGCUCUGAGUAUGACUCACUUUGGGAUCCUACAGUGUAUUUUCUUCUUGUUCAUUUUGUAUUAUAAUGGAUAUUAGUUAACUUUUAUUUAUGAUUUAUCUUAAUAUGCUGUAUUGUAAAUGCUGAACAUUUUAUUGUACUGUAUUUUUUUCUUGAAAACAGUGAAAAAGAUAUUUUCCUUUAAACAUCCAAGCACGAUGAAGAUUUUAAUUAUGAUUGAAUCAAUGACAUACAGCUAACACCCAAAUUCCACCAACAUUUGUGUGAAUUUGCAAAAUGUCUGUUUUCAUAGUCAUUUUAAAUAAAAUAUCCUCUUUGCAGGA
Alosa alosa (allis shad) is the source of this 2958-nucleotide messenger RNA. RefSeq names its product ubiquitin-conjugating enzyme E2 J2-like. The record is from RefSeq and is a predicted model, not a curated record. Bases 142 to 930 code for a protein of 262 amino acids. NCBI's taxonomy places the organism in Eukaryota, Metazoa, Chordata, Actinopteri, Clupeiformes, Clupeidae. The transcript is spliced from 7 exons.